Molecule: messenger RNA, 3846 nt
Organism: Panicum virgatum (switchgrass)
Lineage: Eukaryota; Viridiplantae; Streptophyta; Magnoliopsida; Poales; Poaceae
Exons: 4
Coding region: 3082-3639 (185 amino acids)
Source: RefSeq, a predicted model, not a curated record
CUCCCGAGCGUGUAAUAGGGCUAGUUAGUAAUUUAGAGGUAAUUUAGUAAUUGGUUUAGAGACUUGGAGUUAAAAAAAGAAAAAAGGGGGCAGCCCAUGGGUGCCGUGACCUCUUUUUCUUCUUCUCCCCCGUCGGUCUCUCCCUCUCUCCUUACUUCUGGUUCUUCUUCUUCCCCCUUCACUCGUUUCUCUAGGUUUUAGAUUUUCUCCAUGGAUUCUUGAGAAUUUGUACUGAGAUUCUAUGUGAAAGGAGGCCCUCUCCUCCUUGUGCCCUCCGAGAUUUUGAACUGACUCGAUUCAUGUUCCUCUUAUCUUGAUUUUUGUUGAAAUUGUUGGCCCCCUUUUUCGUUUUUGGCUCUGUUCUUGUGUGUAGGUCGAUCGAUUCAGUUCAUUGCUUGGGAAGGCGCUGAGCACAUGACCCCUGGGGCUGCACGCAAGCUGCUGCGCCUGGGGUCGAGCAGCACUCCCCUGCGCAGGGGCACCCGCGGCAGGUGGCCACCCGCUGGGAGCAGCACCUGCUCCUGCAGGGGUGUCACUCCCGGCGCCAAGGUCCUGCUCAGGGAGCUUGGCAGGCUGUCCCUGCAGAGCCACCAGGCCGGAGGCCGGUGGACCCAGCGCACAAGUACCAGGUGCCAAGGUGAGAGGGAAGUGGCGCCCAGCCCUGCAAAACAGGCAAGCGGCCACAACAGCAGGGCAGGUUGCGUGUAUGGCGGCAGCGUGCGCACAGGGCAGCAGGCCCUCGCAUAUAGGGUGCUAGUGCAGGCCCCAAGUGGUGUUCAAUUUUCUUGUGUGGAGGGACUCCGGAUCGAGUGUGUGUGUGGGAAAUCCCGCCUCUGAUUGAGUCCGUUCUUCAACAACGAAAUUGCGCCCACAAGAUGUUCGACAGAAUGCUUCACCGGCCUUUUCUUUUUCCGCUGAUUUUGCUAGAAUUGUUUUAGAUCUUUUUUGAGUAGCCUGUCAUGUUCUAGUGUUGUUUUCUAGCUUUAAUCUAUUUGCUCUAACACUAGAUUUAUUUUCAUGCCCUAGGUAAUUUAAUUUCCUGCUUAAUUCAAAACUGAAAAAGCAAAAGAAAAAUUAGUUAAUUAGUGCUAGUAGUUAGUUAGCUUUAUUUUCUUUCCUGCUAGCUUUUGUUUUACCUGUGGACUAACCCCUUUUGCUUGAGUCUUUGAGAUGAAUUCUUUCCGAUGAUUUUUCUCUAAUCGGCUUUUGAGUGUUUGUGCGAGUUGGCGAGUUUUGUGUGGGCUUUUCACUACUUUGCUUCCGCAUGUGAGUUCUGGCUUUUCUCCGAGAGUACUCCUAGUGCUAGUAGCUUGUUCGUGCUACGUGGUACUGGUACUCGCCUUGUUUAAGGUGCGUCGGGUGUUAUCAGGACAUAGGCCCUUCAAUUUUCAAAAUCGAAUUUGAGGCUCGCAUUCAACCCCCCUCUGGUCGCCUGUUCGGUCCUUCAGAUUGAGUGCUUCAACAACAUGGACUAGGGGUGAAAUUUGCCUACCGAUACCAUGAGAUACAUCAUUGUAUCAAGAGUUCUCUUCUUCUCAUCCCCUCUUCACGUUUUCGCAUUUCAUUUUGUAACUUGUGUGUUUUUACUUUCUUAGUGUCGUAUCUUGUUAGGAUUGGCUAUUAGUUGCAAAACUCUUUUGGGACGAGGAUCUUGCACCAGAAGAAUCAUAGUUGCAAAUCUAGAUAGCUUGUUUUAGUUUAAAUUUAUGUGCAAACUAGUUGGAGCUUAGGUUAAAGUUUUAAGUUGCCUAAUUCACCCCCUCCCCCACUUAUGCUACGAGCACCAAUUCCUUUCACCGGCGUGGGGCUGUGGCGGCUCAGCGCGCCAGUCACGGCUCCAGCAAUUUUUUUAUUCAAUCUGUACGGGCGGGUCACGGCAUGACCUGCACCUAAAAACCAAUUUUUAGGGGCAGGUGAGGGCACGACCCGCCCCUAGAAAUGGGUUUUCACGGGCGGGCGUGUUUUCCGCCCCUGCAAACAGCAAUUUUUAUCUGCGAAAAGUAGGGGGAGGAUGUGGUACCCAUCUCUAAAAAUGGGUUUUAACCCACCCCAACAAACUCUUCUUGUAGUAGUGAUUGGCUCCAUCUAGGUAGGGGGGCUGGAGCACCCUGCACUGCCUUGGAUCCGCCCCUGAGUACUGGAUGCUUACAAUGGGUCAUUGCAACCAGGUGAGUGCAUAUGAGUCGAAAGUGUUUAGAUCGUCCAAAAUAACUCCUAGCUCCAUCUUAUAUAUCUUAGUCGUCUGGGUGACAAUGAGAGAAGAAGGGGUGCCUCGCACCCCGGGGGUGACAUCUCGGUGGGGAGGUCCAGAGCCUUACACGUGUCCUAACUAGGGCUCUUGAUUGGUUGUGCUUUGUCCUAUCCUGAAGCCAAGUCUUGUCCACUCAUCCCACAGUACCGCGCGCCUUUCAAGGCCUUAGUUGUGUCGGCCAUUUUCCAUUAGGGUAUGGUGCAUGCGUGGUCUUGGCACGACCGCCCCAGUCCACCGAGGCGGGCUUCUUUCUCUCGUGGCGAGGUCAACUCUCCUUGCGAAGGUUGGGAGGUCAGGCCUUCUUUCUCCCGGUCCUGGCGAUACAUGGUGGGCCCCGCUAUCUCAGCGCGUGUACCUCACCCUAUGCCUCAUAGCGGAGGGCAACCGGUUAUGGCCGUCCCUCAGUCUGAAAGGGGUCCGGGUCGACCCACUUGUGAAGUCGAUUCGCUCCUCAUUUUAGCACAUGGGCUGAAGCGGUUCGACCCUAAACAGAAGAGGGGCACUAGGGUUAAGAUUCGAUCGAUCCCAAUCGACCCUAGGGUCGACCCGGCGGCGCUUCUCCUCCUCCCGCAACAGCGCCGCCCCUCCUUUUCCCUCACGACAACAACGCUCUGCCGGCCGUCACAGGGGGCGGCGGUGCGGCUUGCAGGCGGCCCGCGGCGGGGGCGCCAGGGGGCGGCGCGCGCAGGGCCCAGCUGCAGUGGCCGAGCGCGCAGGUCGAAGAUUUUCUAGCACACGGCCAUGGGUGCAUCUGCACAAGGCGGAGCGCCAGGCGAGGCAGCGAGCGCCGCACCGGAGCUGCAGGCUAGCCGACAGGGCAUCUCAAGCACAUGCUGGGGAUGAGCAAGGCAAUGAUGGAGCUCCGUUGGGGCGGCAAUGCUUGCGGUGUCAGGAUUCCGUUGGUUGUCCUGGUGAGCUGUGGUCAAUUUCUUCUCUGUUCUUUGCCUUCCUCCCCGCCGCUGGUGCAGCCAUGGCGAUGUGCUCUGCCGUGCUUGUUUUCUAGGAGUGUUCCUGUGCUGCACCGUGAUGCAGGGGGCCUGCUACAUGGAGCUGCUCCGCCUGCUCAAGUGAACUGCAAGGAUAUGAAUCUCGGUAUGGCUUGGAUGUUGCAGAUACACUCUCUUUUCUACAGAAGUAUGGUCUUACAGUUUCAUAAAAAGUUCUACAAAGCGAUUCAGUCUAUGGGGACAACACUAAAAUGCCCAGAGGUCUGGCGGCCAUGUGUAUAUAUGUUUGUUUCUCACAAUUUGGGCCUGGAUAUUCAGGGAGGAAUGUUCUGCUGGUACACAGACCAUGUGGUUGGACCUGGGUUCUCUGAGUUGCUUGGCAACCAUGGCCGGCUUGAGAAGCGAUCUCCUGGGAAGGCUUUCCUUGAGGCCGUCACUUAAGGUUCCCAGACUCUACAGCAGGAAUGCCAUUCUAGACGUUUUGUUUUUAGUCUAUCUUAAUCUGCUUUGUGGAACUUGAAUUCCAAGUGCUUGUGUGGCAUUACAGUGCCUUAUCUGAACUUACCUAUCUUGUUAAACAUCGUUAUGCAUGGAGUUAUCUGUCACUUGCGUCAUGGGAUUCAAAAUCUCACUUGCGCCAGUACCUGA